AUGACGACGGAAGCAAUACUGUUCAAACGAGAUGCCGUUGAUGACGGUGUCCCCAACCCCCGAGGUGACACUGUAGUCACCGUUAAUAUCGCGCUGGUGGUUGUUGCGGCACUUCUGGUCAUUGCACGGUUCUGGACGCGUAUUGCAAUCAAUCAUAUGCUUGGUUUGGACGACUGGUGUGUCUUCGUGGCCCUGCUUAUUGCGAUCACUAUGACUGGAUUGUUCUACGGCGAAACAAAGAAUGGAUUUGGGCUCCACCAAGCCACAGUCAGCCAGGAACAUUUCUUGCAAGCUUGGAAGUACUUCCUGGCCUGCCAAGUGUUAUACAAGGCUGCCGCUCUCUUCGCGAAACUUUCUAUGCUGUUCUUAUACCUACGGAUCUUCUCCUCUCGCCACUUCCGAAUCGCGGCUUAUGUUGUCAUGUUUAUAUGCGUGGGUACGGCCAUUGGGACUAUAGUUCCCACGAUUUUCGCAUGUCACCCUAUCCAGAAGGCCUGGACCCCGACCAUGCCUGGCAAAUGUAUCUGGACACCGGGAAUCUGGUAUUCCAGCUCCUCGAUCAACAUAGCCACCGACGUGAUGAUCAUAGCACUACCGAUUGCUCAAAUCCGACCUCUCAAACUACCCAAGGCACAGAAAUUUGGGUUGGCUGUCCUCUUCAGUCUGGGUUUCUUCAUUAUUGCGACUUGCGUGGUUCGUAUCGCCACACUUGGCCCAGCAGCUACGGCGAAGGAUAGCACUUACUACCAGGCUCAGAAUAACUUGUGGCUCGGAGUCGAGGUGAACACCUCCAUCAUUUGCACCUGCAUUCCGCCCUUGAAAGCAACGAUUACCAGAUUCUUUCCGCGAAUCUUCCGCGGAUCUUCCUACAACCGCCCGACCACGAAUUACCGGUCUCGCUCGGGAGCCUACCCUCUUUCUGAUAGCUAUCAUGGAUCCUCUAUCAAAGGGGGAGGCUCGGCUUUUCCAAACCCUAUCUCUCCCACCAAAGGUUUCUCCACGACUGUCAUCACUAGUGGCGCGUCCAAAUCGUAUCCCAUCAGCGAAUCAAACAGCGACGAAGUUGUCAUGCUAGAUGAUAUGGCCAAGACGGGGGCGGAGAGAGAAAGACCUAAGCGCAGAGAAGACAUCAUGAAACAGACCGAUGUCGAGAUCUCCUAUCUGGAGGUCCCGUAG
Messenger RNA from Cladophialophora bantiana CBS 173.52, 1176 nucleotides. RefSeq lists its product as uncharacterized. The record is from RefSeq and is a predicted model, not a curated record. NCBI's taxonomy places the organism in Eukaryota, Fungi, Ascomycota, Eurotiomycetes, Chaetothyriales, Herpotrichiellaceae. The transcript is spliced from 6 exons. The coding region runs from base 1 to 1176 and encodes 391 amino acids.